AUGCAAUUCAAAUCAUUGUCAAUUGCUGCUUUAUUAGCAACUUCUGCUCUAGCUGCAGACUCUUCUUCUUCCUCCGCUACUAAGAGUUCUUCCUCUUCAGUUCCUUCAGGUUGUAGUCUAGGUUCUAGUGCUACUGCUACUGCUCAAACAGAUUUAGAUCAAUAUUCAGGUUGUACCACUUUAGUAGGUAACUUGACUAUCUCAGGUGUCCUAGGCUCUGGUGCUAUUGCUAACGUUCAAAAGAUUGACGGUUCUCUAAGAAUCUACAAUGCCACCGAUUUAGUUACAUUCUCUGCUGAUUCUAUUCAAGAAAUUACCGGUUCUUUAGAAUUACAAUCUUUAACCGUUUUAACUACUGCAUCUUUCGGUGCUCUAGAGAAAGUAGGUACUAUUAGUUUGAUCACUUUACCUGCCAUCUCUACUUUUGCAACAAAUUUGAAAGCUGCUAGUAACAUCCUAAUCUCUGAUACUUCUUUAGAAUCUAUUGAUGGGUUCUCUGCUUUAAAGACUGUCGAUUCAUUCAAUAUUAACAACAACAGAUACUUGACCAGUGUUAAGGCUUCUUUGGCUACUGUCUCUAACGCUUUAGAAUUAGGUUUCAAUGGUCAAAACACUGCUCUAUCCUUCGAUGAAUUGAUUUGGGCUAAUAACAUCACUUUAUCAAGUGUAUCAAACGUUUCUUUUGCUAAAUUACAAAAGGUUAAUGCCUCUAUGGGUUUCAUUAACAAUACUUUCACCGAUUUGAACGUUGAUGAAUUAGAAUCUGUUGGCCAAACUUUCACCAUCACUUCUAAUGACGAUCUAGACAGUGUCUCUUUCAAGAACUUGACCACUAUCGGUGGUGGGUUUGUCGUUGCUAACAACACUAACUUAAAGACCAUUGACACUUUCAGUAAAGUCUCAACCAUUGGGGGUGCUUUGAAUGUUAUCGGUAACUUCACUUCUCUAGAUCUUUCUUCUUUGAAAUCUGUCAGAGGUGGUGCUGAUAUCGAAACUUCUGGUUCUAACUUCUCCUGUGAUGCUUUAAAGAAAUUGCAAAGUAAAGGUGCUAUUCAAGGUGACAACUUCAUCUGUAAGAAUGGUGCUGUCUCUUCUUCCUCUUCUUCUUCUGUUUCAUCUUCUGCAUCUUCUACUAAAUCUGGAUCUUCAAAGAGUACCUCUUCCUCUUCCAAUGAUGACUCCUCUAGCUCUGCUUCAUCUAGCUCUUCUUCGAAGACCUCCAAGUCCAAGGGUGCUGCUGGUAUGGCUUAUGUCAUCCCACAAGCUUCCCUUUUCGGUCUAUUCACUGCUGUCCUAUCUGCUUUGUUAUAG
Maudiozyma barnettii is the source of this 1311-nucleotide messenger RNA. It is a transcript of the gene PST1, whose product is annotated as Pst1p. The transcript has a single exon. Gene Ontology annotation, cellular component: plasma membrane; fungal-type cell wall. The coding region runs from base 1 to 1311 and encodes 436 amino acids. Gene Ontology annotation, biological process: fungal-type cell wall organization. The record is from RefSeq and is a predicted model, not a curated record. NCBI's taxonomy places the organism in Eukaryota, Fungi, Ascomycota, Saccharomycetes, Saccharomycetales, Saccharomycetaceae.